Molecule: messenger RNA, 1429 nt
Organism: Lolium rigidum
Lineage: Eukaryota; Viridiplantae; Streptophyta; Magnoliopsida; Poales; Poaceae
Exons: 2
Coding region: 64-981 (305 amino acids)
Source: RefSeq, a predicted model, not a curated record
CCUCGUCUCCUUGGCUUCUACCACACCCCUAACGCGUUGCUGAACCCUACGCCAUUCGUACCGAUGGUGCCCCAACCCCCAGAGCUCGCCGCCGUCGUCCAACGCGUGGCGAGGUACCGGUUCGGCAUCCACGAUGUAAUGCGGGUCAAGAACUGCCAGAACGGCAGCAUCUUCACCAUAAUGUACAACGCAGCAGGAGCCCACAUUUCUGUCAUAGUGCACAGUCCGCUGUGCCCUGGGCGAGAGAUGGCCUUCAUCCCACUCCCCCCUUUCCAGGCUGGCAAUCUCUUCGCCCUCGAAAAUCAAGUCCUCUCCAGAGAAGAUGAUGAAGGCUGCUUGUCCCACUUUUAUGUGUUCAUGAAGUUUGACAGGGUGACCACAGUAUUCACGGUGCACGUAUAUAAGCUGCAAGAUGGUGCCUGGUGCAAGCAUACCUCGGUCACGACAAAGCUCACUCGCCAUCCACGGUGGGAACUGAAAGCUGUGCUGGUCGACAAUAAAAUCUAUGUGGUGGCUGACCCGAGAGACAUUAUUGUCUUGGAUUUGAUGAACUCAGGUUUCUCCACAAUUCAGCUUCCACAAGGAGUGGAGCAUGGCUCUUCAGACAUUGUGUUGUCCCGGGUGAAUGAUGCUUCCGGUGUAUAUCUCAUCGAUACUAAGGAGCUACAACUUAACAUCUGGCUCCACAGGGGGGGCAACUGGUUGGUGUUGGAUACCAUUUCUCUGAGGAUGUUAGAUCACACGAUUGAGGACAAGCACAGUGGUCAUGUGAAGAUAUGCCUGGUGGGAGACAAUGCUGAAUUUGUGUUCUUGCAAAUGGGUGAUUGCACGUUCUAUGUAGAUAUCAAGGGCAGAGCACUGCGUAAAGUGCAUGAGAGGAGAGAUGGUCAUAGGUCGUCUGUUAAUUUUCAUCCUUUUAUGAUGAUCUGGCCUCCCACAUUUCCUACGCUCAAGGAUGAUCCUGCAAGGAAUGCCACGUGAAGAACAAGGAUAGGAGAAAGGUUUUGGAUGGUCAUUGACAGAGGCACCCAUCAAGGAAGAGCAGAUAGAUGCAAUAUUGCUAGCGACCAAUAUCUUUGUUUCAUGGUUGAGAAAAAGACCGGCAGUUGAGUAGCUAUGUCGUCUCAUAUGCUUGCAUCGCAGGUUUGUGGUUCCGAUGCUUGCCUGCUUGCUAAUUGUACCAUUGCGAUAUCGGUUUUAGUCAGUGAUGUGUAGGUACAGUUUGUUCAUCUAGGUUUGAGAUCACAGUUUGAGAUCACGGAUGUUGAUACGUACGGACUGCUGAAACUGAAACAUUGGCAACCUUUUGUAAGAUGAUUCAGUCACUCCAUUAAUACUUCUGUAACAGAACAGGGGUCGUUACCAGUCCAUUUGUGCGGUAGUGUCUUAUGUUGUAUCGUAACUGGCACAUAUACUGUUAGGUCUCACA